Molecule: messenger RNA, 477 nt
Organism: Condylostylus longicornis
Lineage: Eukaryota; Metazoa; Arthropoda; Insecta; Diptera; Dolichopodidae
Product: ribonuclease P protein subunit p40-like
Exons: 3
Coding region: 1-477 (158 amino acids)
Biological process (GO): tRNA 5'-leader removal; tRNA 3'-end processing; endonucleolytic cleavage in ITS1 to separate SSU-rRNA from 5.8S rRNA and LSU-rRNA from tricistronic rRNA transcript (SSU-rRNA, 5.8S rRNA, LSU-rRNA)
Cellular component (GO): ribonuclease MRP complex; multimeric ribonuclease P complex
Molecular function (GO): ribonuclease P activity; ribonuclease MRP activity
Source: RefSeq, a predicted model, not a curated record
AUGUUAUGUCCUGAGGUUUGGAAAUUUGAUUAUCCAAAAAAUAAUAUGUUUUUGGAAAUCGGCCGUUUAUCAAAAAAAUCGGAUCAAUUCUUAGAAAAACUUAUUUGUAAACAUCCAUUUAAUCAAACUUUUUCAGUUGUAAUAGCCGAAGAGAAUUCAGAUAAUAUACCAGAAAAAAUUUUAUCUCAUUUAAAUGGAUCAUUUUACUAUAUAGUAAACGAUAUAAAACUUACCGAUUUAAUUAGGAAGGACUUUAUAGAGGCAUUUGUAAAAAGAGGAAAGUUCACCGCUCUAAACUUGGUCGAAUUCAAUGAAAUUGAUGAUAUUUUUGCUGUAAGACCAGACGGAAAAUUGAUUUUAAUAAUAAAUAAAGAUUUAUAUCAAUCAAUAGGACUUGACGGUCGAGUUCAUAGCAGUUUUACAAGAAGGAAAGAUCGUUUCGGUAAAUAUAAAGAAAUAUCAAUUUUUAAACAUUAG